This is a messenger RNA of Saprolegnia diclina VS20, 1230 nucleotides long. RefSeq lists its product as hypothetical. Gene Ontology annotation, cellular component: plasma membrane. The record is from RefSeq and is a predicted model, not a curated record. The coding region runs from base 88 to 1167 and encodes 359 amino acids. Lineage: Eukaryota; Oomycota; Saprolegniomycetes; Saprolegniales; Saprolegniaceae. The transcript has a single exon.
CGUCGCCGUUCUUCUGUAUAGGUCGAGCGCAGCUCGCAUGGCGGCAGUGCAAUACUUGCAACACGCGCUUUCGACUUACCGAGCAACAUGCGCUACCUGCGCCUCCUCCUUCUCGUGCUCCUCGCCGUCGUGCACGUCUCGAGUGUUGGCCUUCAAGCGACCAACGCGCCAUCACCCACGGUUGUCAAUGUCUCGGACUCGGUUUUGAUUCUGCUCAAGUAUGGCGUGCGCGCCGUCGGUCUCAAGACCGUGUCGGCCGGCAGCCCCUCCUUGAGCCCAACGCCAACGUCGAUCACGCCGCCACCCAUCGUCGUUUCCAACACGGCCAGCAGUCUUCUCGCGUCCUCGGGCAUCGCCGCCAUCGCGGUGCUUCCGUCGCUCGCCGCCGGCGCCAGCAUUGGCCUGGGUAUCGCGGUGGUGUUCUAUGGCUACAAGCUCUUUCGCCCGACGCUCUUUAUGAGCGGCUUUGCGUUCGGCGGGAUGGUGGCCUACAUGACCGCCGAGCGUGUUGUGCGCGUCGAUGCCACGUACUACACGGCCGUGUGUUGGAUCUGCUUUGCUAUCCUCGGGCUCGUCUGCGGCUUUCUCAGUAUCUACGUCCUCGGGCUCGGGGUCUUCUUCAGCGGCGCGAUCGGCGGCCUCGUGCUCGCGUUCCUCUUGGCCACGUCGUUUGGCUACAAGUGGUGGCCCGCAUACCCCGAAGGCAUCCUCUUCAUCUUUGGCGCGGUGCUGAGCCUCCUCUUUGGCGCGCUUGCCUACUCGAUGGAAAAGCCGAUUCUGGUCGUCUCGAUGGCGCUCACGGGCGCCGGUGCUACCGUUUGGGGCAUCGGGUACUUUGUCGGCGGCUACGCCAACGCCGAUGACCUCCACGUGUACCGGCGCGUCGACAACGUCGGCGUCUAUCAGUACGAUAUUCCGACGAGCUAUUGGGGCUACUUUGCCGCUACGAUCGUGCUCUUCAUUCUCGGGACGUACGUGCAGUUUAUGAACACAGCGUGCUGCGAGAACAAUGAUUUGUACACGUGGAACGAGCACGCCGACGUGCAGCUGGAAGAGCGCCGCAUGUACCGCGAGCGCGUCGGGUACCCGCGUUAUCGCAACGGCGGCGACUGGGGCGGCGGCGUCCGGACCCGCGACAACUACUACCACGCCCACGGCCAUCGCUAAGAGAAACGUCGCUUUUGUACUAUAACAACAAUACGAACUUUGCCAUACGAAUGCUCGAUCGAA